Molecule: messenger RNA, 1281 nt
Organism: Diaporthe citri
Lineage: Eukaryota; Fungi; Ascomycota; Sordariomycetes; Diaporthales; Diaporthaceae
Exons: 7
Coding region: 1-1281 (426 amino acids)
Source: RefSeq, a predicted model, not a curated record
AUGUCUGUCGUUGACGGGGUAUUGGUCCUCGUACCGCCACCGCCGGGUUAUGUCGUCAACUUUGAUAAUCCUCAGCGGCAAGCUGAUGUCCCUACAUACUGGCUGGCUGGGAUCGGCCUUAUUUUUGCAAUGCUCUUUACGGCCCAAAGGGUGUACGUGAAGUCCGUUGUGGUCAAGAGGUUCCAGCUCGAUGAUUUGCUCCUCUUCCUUGCCUGGGUCACUUCGAUAGCAACCCAGUUCUUAGUCUUGUAUAUGUUCGCUUCGGGUAUUGGCGGAGUACACUCCUGGGAAAUACCGCUUGUGAAAUUCAACAAAUACCUUCUCGUCGUAUAUAUUGCAGCCUGGAUCUACGUUCUCAGCGGAAGUUUCGCCAAGAUAGCACUUCUGGUCUUCUACCUGCGACUUUCGCCACAGCAGUGGUUCCGCUACUCAGUCUUUGCGACGCUCGCUCUUAUCUUCGGCUACACAACGGGGAUAUUCUUCAGUCUGAUCUUCGCAUGCGAUCCUAUCGAGCGUAGCUUCGACAUCACAAUAACCACCGGCUCUUGUAUCAACUCAGCCGCACUCUACAUCGCGACUGCGGCCGCGAACAUCACCUCCGACGUGAUCCUUUUCAUUCUGCCCAUUCCGAUGGUGGUGAAAUUACAGGUGCCGCUCAAGCAAAAGAUAGGUCUGAUGUUCAUCUUUGGUAUUGGUUCCAUAACCAUCGUCACCUCGAUACUGAGAGCGGCUGUCCUCCCAUCACUAUUGACCUCCACCGACCCCACAUGGGACGUAUCUUAUGCCAGCUUGCUCAUCGUAGUCGAGGCGAAUCUGAUCAUCGUGUGCGGCAUGCUUCCCACCCUCCGAAAGUUCAUCCUCUCCGUGGCACCAAGGCUCAUCGACGGAAGCACCUAUGGGCGCAGCAAAGGCGGCAUGACACCCAAGACGUUAGGCCGGUCCGGACUCGUCACAUACGGCUCGACACCUUCCAAGGGCCUGUCCCGCCAACGCGACGGCUAUGCCAAGUUUGGCUACGGCAGCGACGACUACGCGAUGGAGCCUAUCUCUGUGCCUGUCACGCGUGGUGCGGCGAUGGACGGUCUGAAAAAGAGCGAGGUUACGGCAACGGUUGUGGCUGGGAAUCGUUUAAGCGACUGGGACGACGAUGGCAGACCGCUGGACACACCCGCAAGCAUGGAGAGUCAGUUGCCGAUCAUGGGUGGGAGGAGCCAGGGGAUUCGGACUACCACCAAGAUCGAGGUAUCCUACGAGGGCGAGGCGCCUGGUAGGGCUUUCUAA